CCAAUAUGCAUUUGUGACGUGUAUCGAGCCCAGACAAACACGCGGCACCAUUGAGGGACUGAAUUAUUUAACUAGCUAAACACAAAAGUUGCACCGACACCUGAAAUGGGCAACCGGUGCAAUCGCUAUAAAAUAAAUAUUAUUGACAACAAGAAUUUAAAUGUUUUUAUUUUUAUAUUAAAGUAAUAUAAAUUGAAGUUUAUAUGAAUUGUAAUGCGCUCUAAUUUGACACUAGACGAGAAAGUCAUCCUAUGAUGUCUCUAAAGAAACUGAAACUUUUUUCCUUGCUAAGGAAUAAAAAUUGUGACUGCGUUUGCGCAAGAAAAUUAUUUAAAUUACGAAUGUUAAGGAAAAUUUUGUUGAAUUACGAAUUGAGAUAAUUCAGACAAAUUUGUUUUUGUUUAUCUCAUGAAAUAUAUUACUUCAACGUAAAAUAGUGCGGCUAUUUUCUUAUGACUGCUAUUAUAUUGAUCGUUAGAAAUGAACACUUCAAAUAAUGUGACAAUUUGUAUUAUGCGCAGUUAUAUCGCAGUUUUUGUUUGAAAUGUAUUCGAUCAUGGAACGAUAUUACAAAAUAAUUCCAAUAGUUCUUAAGAGCCUUGGGUUAUGGCCCUAUCAGCAAUCAUAUUUCACACAAGUACAUCAAAUUUUGUUCGCUAGUAUCCUUUUGACAUUUAUUCUUGUUCAGUUGCUGGUAUUUAUUAAAGGACAAUGUAAUAUGGAACUUGUUUUCAUGGUUCUGUCUUUCGUCUGUCCUAAUCUUUUUGCUACAAUAAAGUAUUUUAUUUUUAUCAUUAAAGCAAAUAGUUUGAAGCAACUAUUGGAGCAAAUCCAAAAUGAUUGUAAUUUGUUAAAAGAUAAAUUAGAAAUUGAUAUUGUAGAAAAAUAUAAUAGAAACGCGGGACAUUUUAUACUAAGUUUGCUAGGGCUUUCGUAUACUGUUUUAUUCAUUUUUUCAACAUUACAAUAUUUGCCGUUUAUUCUUCACAAAAUGUUACCAUUCAAUAAAUCACGAUCCUUUCAACUUGUUACAUCUACGGAAUACCUUAUCAUUCCCGAUAAAUAUAUUUACGUUAGGAUAUUACAUGAAUUUUUAACCUUCUAUGUUGGCCUGACUACAAUAAGUGCCACUGGUUUGACACUUUUAAUAUAUUGUGUACAUAUAUGUGUACUACUUGAAAUUGCAAGUUACCGAAUAAAAAAUGUUAUUCAGAUGAAUACGUUAGUAAUCCCUAGUCCGAGAAGAGAACAAAUUGUUCAUCAGAGGAUUGUAAAUGCGAUUAUUAUGCAUCAAAGAGCUAUUGAGUAUCAUAAACUUUUUAUGAUUGUUAUUGUGAUACCAUUUGGUAUCGUGUGCAUAGUUAUGAUGGGCAGUAUAAUAUUGGCUCUUUUUCUAUUCACUCAACAAGUUGCAUCAAAUAAUAUGGCUAUGGCGUCUGUAGCCUAUGGAUUACUACAAGUUCUUUCAAUAUAUUUGGUGAUGACUUGUUACUGUGGACAAAAAGUAAUCGAUAAUGGAAUAAAUUUUUUCGAAGAGGCUUAUAAUGGAUUAUGGUAUGCAGCACCAUUAUCUACACAAAAAUUGUUAUUAUUUGUAAUGCAAAAAGCAAGAACGUAUUUUUCGUUAACGUUUCACGGUGUAAUCGCUGCAUCUUUUGAUGGCUUAGUUACGCUCUUGAAACUGGCAGUAUCGUACUUCAUGGUACUUAAUUCAGUGCAAAAGUAGUGAGUCACUCUGUAAAAUUAAUUUCCAAUUAAUUGGUUUCUUUAUCAAUUUAAUAUUUUUAUAUAAAAAAUUAUAUUAUAACAAUGCUAAUUAGAGUGACAUGUAAUAAUUAGGGUGCAGUUUCAAUCAUCAUUUUCAAUAUUUAUUGAACAUAAAAUUGAUCAAAAUAGUAUCACAUUUAUAGUUGCGUAACACAUACAUAAAAAUUUGUUCUAUGUAUGCUACUAAUUGAGUCGCAAGUAGAAGGGGCUUCACUUUUUCUCGCUGUGUCUUUUUUUCUCAAUAUUAUUUUUGUUAUAUAGUCAUAAAAUAUACAUAUAUAUCUAUAUGUAUAUAUAAUUUACACAAAUAAAUAUGAAGUUGUACUUUUUUCUUUUCUAUUCUAAAUUUAAAAUGUAUCAAAAUAAUGAAACUAAAGCUAUGUUUAUUAAACACCUUAUAUUAUCCGUGGUAACAGAAAAGAGUCUUAGUGUUUGUAUCAUAAAAGGAGACAUUUUUUUGUAUCAAAAUUAAUAUUAAAUUAUGAAUCCAAACCAAAGCAGUAUUUUUUCAUAAAAUUAUGAUCCUUUAAUUUGAAGUUGUUAUUAAAUUAAGUGAUUUAUGAUAAUUUCUAAGAUAGUUAUAAUUUUUCAAAAAUUAUUGUUUAUAUGCCGUGAUUUUGCAUAUAUAUUUGCCAAAAUCACAGUUUUACCAAUUGUUUUGGCAUUUCUCUUUGUCGCGUAUACUUGGAGGUUGAAACAAAGUGAAAUUACGAUUGAAAACCAUCUUAUUCUAAUGUAACCGUAAGUAUAAAAACGCGAAUGACACCAUGAGGACGAGUGAGGAACAGAAAAUGACGGAGAAGAGUAUAUAAAAUUUGACAAUUAUGAAUUAUCGAUUAUGAAAUAUGUACGUAUGGAGUAUGUAAUGAAGUAUUCAUAUACAUAUAUACAAGCAACAUUUUAUCUUUGUUAUAUACUUAUAAAUAAAUAAUGUCUUAUUUCAUUUUUUUACUUACACUUUGAAGUGACAUGCCAAUUUGGGAGAUUUUGAGGUCAAUUUGGGAAUCAUCUUGUACGUUUAGGAUGAUGCGAAUUGGUUCUGAUUUAGGCUUUCGAAAGAAUAAACAUUUUAUUUGCCAGCUAUGAAACGUAAAAAUCAAUGUACCGACGUACAACACCCAUUAAUACUCGACAUUGAAUAAGUUGCGUUUGGCAGUUAUACAACAUAGUUGUCACGUUGAACGGAGGGAAGAUUGCUUGCUGAGAUAUGAGACAUAUACAUUUUGAAACAAUUAUGCAGAGACUAUUCUAACACUGUAAUGCGUCAGUUAUAAUGCACAACGAAGAGAUGUAUAUAUCACAAAAUAAGUCAAUUUUUAAUCUACCUUAUGUGCAUUUUAUUUCUAAUAGCGUUGAUAUGCACAUCUAUUGUACAGACGUCCCAAAAAAUUAUCACUAAGAUUCCUGAGAAAAUUGAUUUUUUGAAAUGAGCUUUGAAAGAAAUUUCUUAUAGUUAAUAUAUUAAAAAAUGAUUAUUACAAUAUUACAUUAAAUAUAAAUUCAUUAUUUCCUAUAAUUAUAUUUUAUAUUUAUUGUGAUGAGUGGAUAUUCUAAUGCCAAAUGUUAAACGUAUGCAAUAAUAUUAUUAAAAAGUUCAAAAAAAGAUUAAAAUCUGAAAUAUUAUGGAAUACUCUUUUUAAAUUAACAUUACUCCGUUAUAAAUAUAUAUUAAGAUUUCUAAUUUAUGCAGAAGAAGUAUGUUAGCUACAACGUUCAAUUAAAAAGUCUUCAAAAUUGAAAUUCAACUGCAAUACAAAUUGAAGAAUAAACAGUGUGAAAAUAACAUUUCUUCUAAUAAAUGAAAUUUAAUAUAGAGUACGAGUCAAAUUUCAAGAACAGCAAUGAUAAAGUAAUAAAAUUCUGACUUGUUUAUUUAACCUGAUGAAAAGUUAAACAUACUUUAAUAAAUCGUCACGGAACUGUAUCACAUAAAACAUAUUAUUACAUAUGGACAAUAAAAACAUAAAAAUUAAGAUUUUAAAUCGUUAAAUUAUUUAUUAGUACAAUUGUUAAAUGUUCAGCGGGAUGGAGAGAUUGAUCCAGAUAACGGACGGUGAAUUCUGUUAGAAUACUUUAUUGCACUCGAAUAUUACACGGCUUGUGAUGCCCUUCACUUGUCCUAUAUGUAUAUCUCGAGAGGCUCUAACUGAAUGCACCACAACCCGAGCGUACUGGCAUCUAAGGGAAAUUUAUCGCAGUGAAUUUUUGAAGUUGAAAUUGAUACGAGUACAGAAAUAAAAAUUUUAAACAUUUUUUUAUCAUUAUGUAUUGUCAUAUUGAACAAUUUUUUAUUUAGUAAUGCUAUAUUCACCAAAAAGGGGCAAGUGAAUAAA
This is a messenger RNA of Solenopsis invicta (red fire ant), 4100 nucleotides long. RefSeq lists its product as uncharacterized. The transcript has 9 exons. Gene Ontology annotation, molecular function: odorant binding; olfactory receptor activity. Lineage: Eukaryota; Metazoa; Arthropoda; Insecta; Hymenoptera; Formicidae. The record is from RefSeq and is a predicted model, not a curated record. Gene Ontology annotation, cellular component: plasma membrane. Gene Ontology annotation, biological process: sensory perception of smell; detection of chemical stimulus involved in sensory perception of smell. The coding region runs from base 545 to 1726 and encodes 393 amino acids.